GACGCCGCGUCCCGAGCGGCCGGCGGCCGGAGCUCGCCCCCGCCCCUCCCUCCUCUCCUCCGGCGGCGGCGGCGGCGGCGGCGGCGGCGGGCGGAGUGAGCUGCGGAGCCUGGAAUAUGGUCGGGGAAAUGGAAACGAAGGAGAAGCCGAAGCCCACCCCAGAUUACUUGAUGCAGCUGAUGAACGACAAGAAGCUCAUGAGCAGCCUGCCCAACUUCUGCGGGAUCUUCAACCACCUCGAGCGGCUGCUGGACGAAGAAAUUAGCAGAGUACGGAAAGACAUGUACAAUGACACAUUAAAUGGCAGUACAGAGAAAAGGAGUGCAGAAUUGCCUGAUGCCGUGGGACCUAUUGUUCAGUUACAAGAGAAACUUUAUGUGCCUGUAAAAGAAUACCCAGAUUUUAAUUUUGUUGGGAGAAUCCUUGGACCUAGAGGACUUACAGCUAAACAACUUGAAGCAGAAACAGGAUGUAAAAUCAUGGUCCGAGGCAAAGGCUCCAUGAGGGAUAAAAAGAAGGAGGAGCAAAACAGAGGCAAGCCCAAUUGGGAGCAUCUAAAUGAAGAUUUACAUGUACUUAUCACUGUGGAAGAUGCUCAGAACAGAGCAGAGAUCAAGCUGAAGAGAGCAGUUGAAGAAGUGAAGAAGUUACUGGUACCUGCAGCCGAAGGAGAAGACAGCCUGAAGAAGAUGCAGCUGAUGGAGCUUGCAAUUCUGAAUGGCACCUACAGAGAUGCCAACAUUAAAUCACCAGCCCUUGCCUUUUCUCUUGCAGCAACUGCCCAGGCUGCUCCAAGGAUCAUCACUGGGCCUGCGCCUGUCCUCCCACCAGCUGCUCUGCGUACACCUACGCCAGCUGGUCCUACCAUAAUGCCUUUGAUCAGACAAAUACAGACCGCUGUCAUGCCAAACGGAACUCCUCACCCAACUGCUGCAAUAGUCCCUCCGGGGCCUGAAGCUGGGUUAAUCUACACACCCUAUGAAUACCCCUACACGUUGGCACCAGCUACAUCAAUCCUUGAGUACCCUAUUGAACCCAGUGGUGUGUUAGAGUGGAUUGAAAUGCCAGUCAUGCCUGAUAUUUCAGCCCAUUGACUUGCUGGAUGAAGGACUAGAAUACAGCAGCUGUUAUAACACGACCAGUCAAUGUGGAAAAAAACAAAAACAAACUGUUUCUGUGCAACCCCACUGUUUUACCAGUCAGAAUUUUGAAACUUUUUUUUUCCAUGAAUUGUGUAUGACCUUUGGUGCUGCGUGCUUGCUAUUGACUUUUUAGGACUUUGAUCUUUUAAAGGGCUCCCCUCAGCUUAAUAUUAAUUGGAAUAUCUUUAAUGAACUUGGACACAAAGAUUUAAACUUGAAAAUUCAUUGUUCAUUUAAAGAAAGCCACAAUGCUUUGUAUGUUAUCUGUGUGUGUGCAUGCACAUAGGUGCCUUUUGUUUUACAAAUACAUUUUAUUGUAAUGUUUUCUGUCUGAAUCAUUGUAUAAAAUAAGUCAGAAUUAUACCACAGAAAUGUUAGUGAGAGGCUGUGUUCUGUUGCACAUUUCUUGAAGCAUUUUUUUUAAAUAACAUGUAACCUGUAACCUUUUUUAAGUUUUCCUUUCCAUUAAUACUCUGUCCUGUGGCCUUGUGCAUGCUCCUUCCCCAGAACUCCUCUCUGCUGCACUCACAGCAUCUGUUCCUGAGGAGUUAUGACUCUUGGCUUUCUGCAAGUCUGGGGCUCCUGACUCUUAGUACAGGAGCUCUCUAGUUUUGCCAGAUAGAAUUCUAUUUCUGUGCAAUCUGCAUAUCUAAAAUGAAAAACAGAUUCUCAACCAGUUUACUGCUUAGAGACAGCAAGAGGCACUGCUGUAAAAUUUCUCAUUGUAAGUUUGGUUUGGUUGGGACAUUUAUAAUUAUGAACACUUGAAUAUUAAAUAAACCAGCAAAAGUAAGAGCAAAAUAUGCAGAUGCCCAAUUAGCAUUUUCAAAGUUCUUAAUAAUAAGUACUAAGUGAGAAAAAUACUCAUGAUUAUUGUUAUUUCUUGCUUUACCACCUAAGCAGUAAAACUAUGAUAUCGGCCCUCUGGAGAACUGAGGAAAUUACUUUAAAUUCCCAAUUUACAGUAAAUUUGCACACAGAUAACAUGCAUGCUUAUGUAUCAAGUCUCACAUUAUUUUAAACUAAGCAGUGCCCUUCAAAACAGAUGCAGACAUGUGUGUUGGUGGUAGUGAGGAGAUUGGUGUUAGCAUCAAAUCUUCAUUGAUGACUAAUGUUUAAUUCCCUUCCUUUUAUCUUUAGGUAUGGCUUUCCCAACGAAAGGCUAAGAAUUCAAGAACGGUCUUAACCGAACCCUCAUCAGAUCUGAAUUUAACCAAUGCUUAGUCUCAGCAGCCUCCGGGGAAAAGCUUAGCCUAGCAGUCAGUGACUUACUUGCACUUUUGCACAUAGAUAUAAAGUAAAAUGAUGUUAUUAAUUUGGAUUAGUCUGUAAUACUGCAAAGCAAUGGUAAUUUAUAAAAGGAGUGUAUAGUAGUAUACUGACUGCUAAGUGUACUGUACUGUUUGCUUUACUAAUCACCUAAUUCAUUGCAGUUCAUACUUAUUGACUCAAAAGUUUAAAACCACAAUCUGUAGGCUUUAAGAGUUGCUUUUUAAACCUUUUUUAAGUGAUAAACUCUGAAAGUUAAGGUUAGCAAAUACUUGUCAGUAUUAAAUGUGGCAUUAUUUAAGUAGUCCUGCUGCAAGAAAGGCACUUCAGUGAAUAUGUGACUAGUAAAGCUCAGCUACGUCUGGUUCUAAUAGAGCUCAUGAGACACUGUGACUUGGGGACUGUAAAUGAAGGGAUGAAGUAGGUGGAAGGCCAACCUGUUUGAAAUGAAUGCAAUAUUGAUAGAUGCAUAUAUACAUGGCAUACUACAGUUAAUUUUAAAACUACUGUGCCUUAACGUGUUUCUUAAGCUUUUGUAGUAAGUGAACAUUUGAGAUCCAUUUUGAUAAACCUGCUGUCGAUGUUUCCCUUAUGUAUGUUUUCUAACUUUGUCUUGGUAAUUGCAAUUUAACUAGGUGCGGUGGCUACUAAAGUUCGAAGGCACGAUAUGCGUGUCCAUCCUUACCAAAGGAUUGUGACCGCAGACCGAGGUUAGUUUAGUUCUGCAGUUCUUGUUUAUAAGCAAUGCGCUGGGUGUCCAUCAAGUUUGCAACACCACACCUGAUGGAAAGAUGUAACUGUUUACCUGCACACCAUUCUUUUCCUUCCCUAAUUAAUUUAAUAAUUGAUUGAUUGAAGGUUGGUUUUGUGGUUUUGUUUAUGAUUUUUUUUUUGUUUUGGUUUGGGUUUUUACCCCUCCCCUUUAUAUUUUAAUUUAUUAAGUCUUCUAUUACAUAUCCUAAGAUUUAUUCCAGUUAAAACAUAAAUUAGUCAAUUUGAGGAGCUAUUAAAUUUUAUAUUUACCGUGGCAAUUUUUAGUAUUAAUUAUUGCUAAAAUUUACCCUUUAAUUGUUCUGAAUAUUUGGGUUGGUACUGCAGAAUGAAUUGAACAGAUUAUGUUUUCAUGAGAGAAGUAAAGGAAUUUGCUUCUGUGUCAUUUUUAGAGAAAACUAAAGAUUUAAUUUCCAUUUUUCUAUAUAGUAAAACAUUGAGCCACUGUGUAAAUAUGAGGGUAUACAUGUCAAGUACUUAGCUAAAAUUAACAGUCAGGACUGUGAAAUAAUUUUCAUGUAGGUGGAUACUUUUUAUGAAUUAGAAAAUGAGUUCCCUCUUGUUCUAUUUUCUUGCCAAAAUGGAUUCUUUGAUUUUUGUCAUUUGCUGCUAAAAUAUAGUACCUGAAGGUAAACUAUCCUGAAGUUCUGUGGUAUGUGAGAUCCAGCUGUUUGGAUAUCCUUUUUGACUAACCUGUGACUGGAAAACAAGUCUUCAUUUUUCUCACUUUCAUAUUUGAAACUUGUGCUCUAUAUAUGCCCUUGGACCCAUUUUAAAGUUAUUUAUGCUUAUUUGAGGAAUGGUAGUUUCGGUUUUUUGACAUUGAAUUGUUUUUUACUUUUUUUGUGUGGUGGUUUUGUUUUUGUUUUUAAUUGCAAGAUUGGAAUCCCAAGCAUAGUAGAAAAGGACCUAGCUCACUUGACAUGGUUACCUUGAAUACCCAUCAUAAAUAUUGGACACACUUGUUUUGUGUAUUAGAAAUAAAAUGCCUUUCCAAAGACAUUUAUGGUAUUUAUAUAAUAUCAUAUAUACUGAAAACUUUGGCUAAUGUAUACAUUUUUCUGUAGUGGUUAUUCAUUAUUAAACAAAAUAAAUCCUUACCUGUGGGAACAUCUAUAAUAAUAAUACUCCAUGCAGUUGUUGCAAGUGUGAGUGUAUUAACCAUUCUGUCAGAAUCACCGAGAGAUAGGAAGUUAGAUGGGGGAAGGUCACUUUAGUUGUGGGCAGUCUUACAAGUAAUUGAAGCUGUAUCAUACUGCUAAAGUCUAAAUUAAUUCUCUUACAAAGUGUUUUGAUUUUGAAGUAAUUUUUCUUAUUAGGUUUUCUUUCCCUGUGUUCCUCUUAGGAGAUUUUCUAUAAUUUUGUUAACACAAUAAUCCUUUCUCACUUUGUACUCCAGAGCCUUCAGGUAGUUGAAAAUAUUAGACCAAGAUCUUACUAUGUUUGGAAAAUGACAACACAUUCCAUACAUGGCUCAUCUGUAGCUGUGUUUAUUUUGAUUAGUUAUAUUUGUAUUUGAAAUGCAAUGUCAGCAAACCGAAAUGCCCUCUCCCUCUCCCUCCCUUCCUCUUUUCUUUUUCUAGAGACAUCGCUUAUGCUUACUAUCACCACAUGUACUCAUUGGGUCUAAGGGAGAUGACCGAAGUCCUUGACUUACAUUAUUUUAUGAUACUACUGUUUUCUCUAUUUUUUUUAUUUAAAAAAAAUCUUUUAAAGAUUAUUAUUAGCAUUCAUUUGAUGCAAGGACACAGCCCAAGGACACACAACCAUGUAACUAUGUGUGAGCAUUUAAAGUGGUUGCUUACUGAGAACAAACCCACCUCCAUGCUUAUUUCAAAAUCGGCUUGAAACUUAAAGACCAACUGACUUGUAACCAAUGAUGAGUGAUUUUGCACAGUUGACAUACCCAUGUGCACUGUAGGAGGCUAGGACAUGGCAGAGGAUGAGUCUAGAUGGACUGAAUAUGAUGGUUUCUUUGUUAAAUAUUCUACACUCAAACAUAAUCAGAAAUUAUCCAAGUCAUGAUCUGAUCAAAACCAUUGCUUACACAAAUUAAAUUUUGGAGAGCAGCAUUUUUAUUUUUAAAUUUUAAAUAAAAUUCCACUUCCUUUUAAGAAAUUCAGGGAAGAUUUGAUUAUAUUGAAGAUACAGUAUUUUUGUAGUAUUUAUAAACUGUCCUAAUUGAUAAACUAUAGAAAACAUUUUGUCAUACAAAGGUGAAUAAGUCUAUUAUAGAGAACAUUUAAACCCUGUGAACAUUACCCCACUAGGUUUUAUUAUGAAGUGGCAUCGAAUCUAAGUUUGCACUGAGCAUCUUUUCAUUCACGUCUCUCCUGCCUUUGUUACAAGGGCAACAGGACAGAAUUCUUCUGUCCAACCUCAGAAUAUAGUAGAAAUAAUGAAGCUGUUGAAUGAGUCUUACAAAUCAUACUACUGUUAAGUGGACCAAGUUUGGUGAAGUGGAAGGUGACAGGUUGAUUAAGAAGGAGCUACUCAAGGACAUUUGGAGGGAUAACUUUUCCACUUGAGAACUACUUUAUGUUUUACUGUAAUUUUUUUUUAAUUUUUUUGUUCUUUUUUUGUUACUUUGCAAAAGAAAAUAGUAUUUACAGGUGGCUUCUUUUAAAAUAUAAAAAUAUAAAGCAGGAAUGUAUAUGAAAUGUCAGAUUUUAUUGUAUUUGCAGAGUAUUAGCUUUGAAAUUGAAUAAAGAAAGCUGUUUGUAGUUUUAAAAUGCCUUAUUGGUAUCAGUUAGAAAUUUCUUCUAUUUUUUAUGUACUUAGAGUUCUUUGAGGUAUAGAGUUUUAAAUGGCAGGAUUUUACAGUGUUUACAUGCAAGUGCAUUUUAUAAGUGUUCUAUAUGUGUAAAUUAGUAUUUUCAACUGGAAAGUGUUGGCUGGUGCAAAAGGCCUGGCCUUUUUCUGGUUCCCAUGAUGUUGCCUACACUGCUAGACUACAGUAUUGCUUUGUAUCAUGAGGCCAAGAAAUUCCAUGUUGUUUGUAAAUAGAAUAAUUGAAAAAGCAAUAAACAUUUAUUGGACAAAAGAAA
This is a messenger RNA of Peromyscus californicus insignis, 6229 nucleotides long. It is a transcript of the gene Qki, whose product is annotated as QKI, KH domain containing RNA binding. Gene Ontology annotation, cellular component: nucleus. Gene Ontology annotation, molecular function: mRNA binding. The transcript is spliced from 7 exons. Bases 117 to 1094 code for a protein of 325 amino acids. Gene Ontology annotation, biological process: regulation of mRNA splicing, via spliceosome. The record is from RefSeq and is a predicted model, not a curated record. Lineage: Eukaryota; Metazoa; Chordata; Mammalia; Rodentia; Cricetidae.